This is a messenger RNA of Podarcis lilfordi (Lilford's wall lizard), 6628 nucleotides long. NCBI's taxonomy places the organism in Eukaryota, Metazoa, Chordata, Lepidosauria, Squamata, Lacertidae. The record is from the annotation of a GenBank genome assembly.
AUGCUGAAGAGGUGAGGCAUUAGCAGUCAAAGAUUAAUUAAUACUCAUUCUAUUACAGCUACCUACGCCAAGAGACUUUGGAACUCAUCCUUAAGCUUGUCCUGUCACAAAAGGAUAGAAAAACCAUUUUUCAUGUUUGCUCAAGUAGGUCACACAAAAUAUUUCCAAAAAAACUAGGGGGGAAGAGCAGCUUUUAGGGAUAAAUUGUUCUCAUUUAUUAAAGCAAGACAUUGUGUGUUGGUUUUUAAAUACUUUUCUGAUCCCAUUUCUGCCACAACCACCAUACAAACAACACUGCUCUCGCCACCUGUUAUAGGAUUCACCCACACAAUCUAUAUACCGGGUUGGAGAGACACACACAAAUACCGGACUGCAACUCAGCACACAUUUUACCACACUUUACUUCUACACUGCAUAUAAGACUCCCUUUUCUCACAGCAUGGAAGCAACAGCGGAUUGGGUUGGAGAAGCAGAGUGCUUUGUUCCUGCUUCAUGAACUUGAUCUACUUCCAUACUGGCUGUGGUUUCACAUUAUCAGUGGCCAGUACAAAGUGGAUAGGCUUUGCUCCAUCACUGGCCCAACAGCUAGGGAACAGAUGGUGAGGAGUGUGGCCUAGAAAGUUUCUGGUGGGCUACAUUUGGCCUGUGGGCAGGAGGUUCUUUAGUAUAAAAUAGUAUAGUCCAUUCCAGUGCCAGGUUACCAAAUAGGCAGAGUAGGCACCAGCCUAUGGGCCCUACACUUUUUAGGGACCUCAUGACAACAGAUCAAAAUAAUAUGAUAUAAUUUGUGAGGAGAGCCCUGAGAUUUCAACUGCCUAGAGGCCUCCACAGGAUUUAAUCCGGCAGUGGUCCAUUCUACCAUCAUGGCAAUCGACUCUUUCCUUUUUCUUCUCAUAUAGCCCCAAUUUCUCUCGCAGAAGGGGAGGGGAAAGAAAAAAUAGGCUGCAAGCACCUUCAUGUAUAGCUUCUUCCAAUCUACUACAGUGGUACCUCCGAUUAUGAAUGGGAUCCGUUCCAGAGGCCCGGCUGCAUCCCAAAAAUUUUGUAACCGGAGGACGGCUUCUGUGCAUGCACGCGCGAGCGGCAAAUCCACUUCCAGGUUUGCAGUGGCCGUAACUCAAAGAUUCCGUAAGCUGGAGGUUACGCAACACGAAGUACCACUAUAUUUUCACUCUCACAAUAUGCACUAUGCAGGGAACUGGAAAACACAAUGCAGACUCGGUGGAAAUGAUACCAGAACCCUUUUUUACUUCCCCUCCCCAUACAAAACAGAAGCAGGCUGGGUGUCUGUGUAACAACAGCAUGUUUACUUGGAAAUAUUUCCAUGCAAUUUGUUUUUACAAAUAAAUACUAAGUUCAGAUAGAGAAUAAAAAUUGAUUUUCUCCUCCCCUGCUGUAGACUUGACAUCAAUGGGAUUGUAAAAUACAAUUUCUUCCUAUUUAGUUAGAACCUCUAAAGAAUUUAGUUAAUACGAGAAGAUAACUAAUUAAGGGAGAAGAAAAACUCACUAAUUACGGUAUAUCAUGGGUCAGCUUUUAGGGCAAUUAGAAGUAACCUAAGUAGAAGCUCAGUAACUAUUGAGAGAAUUGUAAAUAGAUUGGUGGGUAAAUUAUAUAACAAAUUUAUGCAUUUACAGUUGAUAGAAAUGCAAUUAUAAGUUUGCUAUACACUAUUACAUCCAACAGCACCAAGAAGCGCAAAGCAUAAAGUAUGUACAAGUUGUUAGAUAUGUAUCAUUUUGUUUGCAUUUAUGUUCUAACAGAUUUACAUUUUCAAUAAAAACAUUAGGAGGGGAUACACAAACACACACACAGACCUUUAGCAGCAGGAAUGAAAUUAAAUUAGUUCAUUGCUAGAAGCAUGAACCAUUAAUGAAAUGUAACUGGAGAACUUUCUCCAGUAUUUAUUCAGUGUAAUUAAAUUCUUUUAUUCAAAAUCUAUACUUAGCCAAGCAUAAAAUAUUGCACCAUCAUAAUAACUUCACAGUGUAAUCAAGAACUGAACUAUAAGCAUCUCAUUCCUUUUCAUAGCAUCUGAAGGCUUUAAAUCACUAACACUGUUUGAAGUAUAAUCAAAAGGAAAGAUGAAAAAGAACCUGCUCUAACCAGCUACUAUAGUUCCUAAUUCAUUUUUAUUUCUUUUUAAGAAAGCCAUCAGAGGCUAGUCUUCACUAGCCAGUCUUGAGAAGUCUGGAAGUUUAAUGCCUUUACUCAAAGGCUGUUAACAAUAAACUUCAUGCGACCACCUACUGCCCCCUGGAGUACCUAAAAGUGAAAAAUGGGAACAAUCACAGUCUGCUGUGGUGUUCCAGGUAGGAGUUACAGGAAGAAGCUACAGCUCACAUGUCUGGCAUUCAUAAGGGCCCCAAGUCCAAACUCUGUAAUUUCCAGUUUAAAAGGAAAUCAAAUGACAAGACCAGCACAGACCUGAGGCCCAAGAUAACAGAGUAGACAGUUGAAGACAAGGGGCGUUCUAAUAAAGUACAGUAUAGAGAAAUGGAAGGGUGACUAUAAUUAAAGCAUCAGGAAUUUUUGGUUAAAACCACAACACGUCUAUUCCUAAAAUGUGCAAAGCCAGGAAAAGCUGUCUUAAUUUUAAUGGCAUUAAAUGUUGCAGACAGUCUAAAGCAGUGUUGUUUCUCAACCUUUUAUUGACCGUGCCCCCACCGUCCUACCGGUAGAAAGGUAGCUAUUUAUGCUACCUUUCUUUGUCUUGUUACAGACAAAUGUUUUGUUCUGUAAACAGAACAUGUUUUACUUAUAAUUAAUACAAAAUACAAUUACCUAAAAAAUUAUACUUUGUAUUUCUCGAUCAAUGUGACACUUGUGCUUGAUGACCAGAAACAAGCUUUUUUAUAUCCGGUUCUAUUGCUGUGAGGGAUAACUGAAGACCACCUCUGUCCAUUCAGUUACGGCAAUUCCGCGUUAGGCUGAGUAAAUAAUUCACACGACUGAAACCUGAUUCUACAGAAUAUGUAGUAGGAAAUGACAUGAAAAACAAUUUUGCUUUAUCCCAAAGCUGUAGAAACUUUUUAGAUAUUCUGUUUUCUUUUCUUGGUCACGGCUCUGUUUUCUUCACUUCUCGCUUCCCUCUGUGGCCCCCUAGUCUCGUGCUGUGCCCCCCCCCCAUUUACACAAUUUUCACCUUUGCCCCCCUUGGAAUAUCCUGGGGGCCCCCAGUUGAGAAUCGCUGGUCUAAAGAGCCAGACACGCAAUGAGAGUCAAGCCUGACUCUGAACUUCUUUUUUUAGAGUUGCAAAACUUGAACUUCAAAGAUGAUUUUUAUGCAUACAAAAGGAUUGAGAACUCAGAUAAAAACAUAUUUCUUAAACUGAUAAUUCUAAAGAGGAUGCUAACUAUAAUUCUUUAGAAUAAGAGAUACAUUUCCUAAUGAGAUAUAUCCCCAGGGCACCCAAGAAGAAGCAGACACCUGCAAUUAAUUGAAGGUGUCAGUAGCUACCACUUUGCUGGGGGGAAAUACAGCUGAAAGUGCAUUUACUAACCACGGCUAUAAAAAAUUACUUGAAACAGCAGCGUUUCGGGGGGGGGGGGGGUUAGCCUGUUCAGCAGGACUCUUUACCAAAACUUUCAAAGUACAUUAUUUCACAAAUUUAAACAGAAAAGGGGACCAUAUUAUUUCUCCAGGCUUCUCUUUUCCAUAUAGGAAGAAGAAAUGCCAACAACCGAUCUGAGCAUUUCUUUUUUAAAAAAGAUGAACUUAAAACAGAAGUUACAGCAUUCCUUUAUCUGUCUGGCGUAUUACCAUGUGUCACAUUAUGAGAAACCUCCUUGAUAAGAUAACUCCACAAUCCUUCAAAUAGAAGAACUGCAAAUGGCAAUGUGUCACUCUGGAAAACCAGCUAGAGGAAGAUGAGAAGAAACAAAAGCAUGUACUAGCUAUUCGUAGGACUCAAACUACAUGUUACAGAGUUCUGGGUUUUUCUUAUUCUUCUGCAUUUUUAAAAAAUGCACAGCAAGAAAAGCUGAUUAAUCCUUUCCCCUCUGAUCGUUUUCACACCCUAAACCACUGUCCAUACUGCUUUUUCACUUGCACAUGUGGAGGUGGUGGGGCAGAUAGUAAGCUGCCGUAUCCCGAGUCAGACCACAGGUCUAUCUAUCAAGGUCAGUACAGUCCACACUAAAUGACAGUGGUUUUCCAAAAUGGUAUGAAAUAUACAGUUUGAGCUCCACACUGAAAAGUUUAGAAUUUGAAGAAAAAUAGCUGCACCUAGUAACCUAAUAAUUCUGUUGCAAAAUUGAUGCUCUUCCAAGCUUACUGAACGGGGAUGCCCUUUUGAGGACCAAAAGAUAGGACAGAAUAGUUUCAUAGAUUAACAAAACAAGAUGCAGCAACAGCAGUGCCUCCUCCAAAUGAAUUCUGAUUGGGCAAGUGGUUACUCAGAACCAAGAGUCCAUGGCAACUUUGGAGCUGCAAUUCUCCCCCUUUAUUCCAUUUGAAAGCCUAAGGCAGUUGUGGUGGGGCCUGCUCAGCUACUGCACUCAAUAUGGCCCCACAGAACCUGCCAACGUACUUCUAGCAAGGUGGUGAGACCUCUCUCUUCUCUAUAGUGAGCACACUUAAUCCCAUGGAUGCUUUAUGUCAUUAUGUCUCUGGGCCUAAUCAGCCCAUUAUCAGGGGAUAAUUAGUUUAAAAAAGGAUAGCUUGAUUGGAACGUGACACAAUCACCACUAUCAAUAUGAUGAAAUGAAGGGCUUUGAUUUCAGAGUGCAGACAAGUACUAUGGAUUUGGCUGAAGGCCUCUUGAAGGGAAGGCCGCAACACACUCAAAAACACCUCUCACACUUCAAUUGGCAAAUACAAGACAAGCUUAAUAACUUCUCUUCUCCACUCUAGUACACUUCAUCACAUCCAAAUUGCUUUUCUGUUUCACAACCACAUCUUGUAAUGGGCUGCGAGCCCCGGUAAUUUUGUACAUUUCCUCUCUGAAUGAAUGUCAGCGCCACUUGGUUUUCCUACCACCAGAUGAUCAUCAUUUGAAUGGGACGCUGAGCAAGUCUGGUGCUAAAGUAAAGGAUUUUCAUAUGCUGAAUGUAACUUUCCAAUUAGGUCAUGCCCCCUCUUUUGAAAUACCAAGCAUCUUCAACAGUAUUUGCCCAGCUAUGAAAACAAGCCAGAGUUCAAUAAGAUUGCAUCCCUGUACAUCAGAUACAUUUUAUUACAGUGUCUACUUUGUUUAAUUUGAUCAGGGCUGGUUGGCCUGUGUCUCCCCAGAUGUUGCUGAUCUAGGACUUCCAUCAAUCCCAGCAUGGCCAACAGCCACGGUGGAUUAAAGCUGUGGUUCAGCAACUUCUAGUGGGUCAUAUGUUAGCCAGCCCUGCUUAAAAGCAAGUGAUGGAUAAUUACUAACGUGCACAUUAUUCCUUUAAAACAUUUUACUCUGAGAGCUGAAAAUUGCAUACAACAAUUUCUCAUGUCACAGCACUUUUUUGUUGAGAGGCAGUGUGGUGUAGUGGUUAAGAGCGGUAGUCUCGUAAUCUGGGGAACCGGGUUCGCAUCUCCGCUCCUCCACAUGCAGCUGCUGGGUGACCUUGGGCCAGUCACACUUCUCUGAAGUCUCUCAGCCUCACUCACCUCACAGAGUGUUUGUUGUGGGGGAGGAAGGGAAAGGAGAAUGUUAGCCGCUUUGAGACUCCUUAAAAAAAAAGUGAGUGAAAGGCGGGAUAUCAAAUCCAAACUCCUCCUCUUCUUCUUCUUCUUCUCUCCAGUUCAAGCUAGCCUUGGCAUCCCUAUUCACUCACCUCAAAGCACCCUUAAUGUAAAUCCUAGUAACGACAGAAGUGCUGUCUGCAUAUGCUUGAGGCACUGGCCCCAAUCUGAAGUAUUUUGUGCAUACAAUAAAUCUUCCCAAAUCUCCACUGAACCAACAAUCAGGGCAAGUUAUUUCUGUGAAUAUUGUUCACCUUUUGGGUGGUUAUAGGAGAAGAUGACUGGACUCUUCUUCUCCCCCACCAAACUGGUGAUCAGUUCUGUCAGAAAUGACAAUGCUGAUUACUGAGGGCCCUUCUUUUCCUUCUGAAAUGCUGGCUUCCACACUCAUGGGAUCACUUUCAACUUAUGUGACUUGUGACACAGGACCCACGUCCAAACCUAACUUGAUGCCACUGGCUGUCUUCCUUACUGAAUAUAUUAAGUACGUUUGGAAAAACAGGGUAGUGAGCAAAGUCCUGUUAAAACUAGCCACCCAAAACUCUCUGCACAUAGUGGGGUUUAAAAAAUAAAUAAAUUCUGGUACUUUACAACUGGAUAGUUCUUCCUCCCAGUUACAGGUUAAAUACCACCACUAUCCAUCACCACUAUUAAUUUUUUAAAAGUUAUAAAUCACUAUUCUGUUCAAAGCAGACAAAAUGAACAGAAACCUACAAGUUCUAUUAACCAGCCCCAUAUACAUUUAAUAAGCUGUUCAGUGUAAGGUAAUGGUUCAAGAGAAUUGAGCUUCUGGCACAAAACUGAGCUUCUGGUACAAAAGUGAUUACAGAGAGACGCACUUCCAAGGUACAAGCAAUCUCUGCUGGUGAUUUGCUAACAUUAUCUUGGCUCUUCUUAUCUCUAGGAACACAGGAAGUAACAGAAACAAAACCCAAGCCAAACAACUUCUUAAGAUACUGA